UUCAUUGAUGAACAGCUGGGUGGAGUAAUUCAGUCAGUCACUCAUUCGUUCAGUUAAUAACAGAGAGGGGCCGAUUACACGUAUGGCGAAAGAUUUUAUUACCUCUAAUUACUUACUGUAGGGAAAGAAAGUGCUUUCUUGAGAGUUACAAACCGGUUUGUGUAAUAAUUCAUCAUGUCCGAGACGCGAAAAAACCACCUCUCCAUAGAUGGAGGGCAGGUAAAAGGGGACGACAACGUUGCAACUUACAAGCCCAUACCAGAUGCUGAUUCAGAGUACCUGCCUCCGAAGACUGUCAGCAAGUCUAAGGAGAAGAUCUCCGACGAGGCGGAGGAGAAGCUUCUGGAUAAGGAGGAGGAGGCCAAGAUCGUGACGCGAGUCGACAUGGCCGACGCCAAGUACGUGGUCGGUGACCAUAGGAACGGAGACGCCAAGAUUGAGCUCGACGCCAAUAAAAGGCAAUUCUCCGGGCUGACCAAGGAGGAGCUGCUCAAGUACGCAGACGACCCGUUCUGGGUGCGCCUGCGUUGGUGUAUGUUCGCGCUGUUUUGGGCGCUGUGGCUUUGUAUGCUGGCGGGCGCGAUCGCCAUCAUCGUGCGUGCUCCUAAGUGCGCCGCCCCUGCGCCCAAGACCUGGUAUGAAAAGGGCCCGUUAGUGGACGCUAACGGCAUCGGCUUCGAAGAGCUGGAAACCUACCUGCCCCUGCUGAAAUCCUCCAAGGCGGCGGCCGUGUUUGCCGACCCCGGGCCCACUUAUGAUGUGCUGGACAGUUCUGACCUGCAAGAGCGGUUCAAGAAGUUCGUCGCUAAGGCCAAGGAGAAUGGAGUCAAGGUGAUAGUAGACCUGACGCCCAACUACGUGUCGGUCUCGCACGACUGGUUCCAGCAAAGCGUCAAUCGCACGCCGCCCUACGACGCCUACUUCACCUGGACCAAGCCCAAGGAGUAUGUCGAGGGAAGCGACCCCGUGCCUGUUAACUCAUGGGUGUCAACUCAAAACACGUCAGCAUGGGAGUGGAACGAAGACCGCAAGGAGUUCUACCUGCAUCAGUAUGAGAGCUCGCAGGCUGACCUUAACUUCCAUAACCCGGCUGUCGUGCAGGAGUUUGACAGAGUCCUGAAGACUUGGAUGCAGACGGGAGCGGCUGGCGUCAGGCUCCAUAAAGUCCGCUUAGCGCUAGUGGACCCCGCCUUCCCGCCGGAGUCGGCCGAGUCGCCGGCCCCCAGAGCGGGCGACGCCGACCACACUAGCUACCCCUAUUGGCGCCACACUCACACCAGCGACCAGCCUGGGCUGGACAACUUAUUGACAUGCUGGGCCAAGGUCGUGGAUGAUAACGGCCCUGCGCCUGGAGCAGGCGAGACAGUGUUCACUCUAGCAGAGCCGACGCGUCCAGAACUAUUCCAGAAGGCGAAGAACGUGACGCUACGGCCUCUCUCGGCUGCGCCGCUGUCUCUGUCCGCCGCCGCCAAUGUCAGCGCCUUCGUCGGCGAACUGCAGGAGAAGCUCAAGCACUGGCCCGCUAUCAAGCUGACGGGCGAGGAGGCCGAAGAAGUGGAGCUGGCGGAGCUGGCGCUGCUGCUGCCCGCCGCGCCCGUGCUCGCGCUGCCGCAGCUGGCCAGCGACGGGAACGACACCAGCGAGAACGAGAAGCUAUCGCACUUGGUGUCGCUGCGCAACGACGCGAGCGUGGAGCACGGCGACUCCGAGCUGGCCGCGCUACGAGCCGUCGACUCCACGCAGCUUCUGCUCGCCUGCGCCAGAUGGAAGCAAGGUCACACGGGCUACGUAGCGGUACACAACCCGGGCGGCUCCCUCGAGCGCGCCAACCUCACGCUAUCCUCCGUGCCGGCCGCGCUCUCCGUGCACCACGUGUCGCGGGCCGUGCGCGACCACACCAACUACACGAGCAACAUGCAAGUCCACCGGGACAACGUGUUGGUCCCGGGACAUUCCACCGUGGUACUCUCCUACGUCCCGCUGACCACCACGAAACAGUAGAACUACCCUCGCUUUACGAGCCGGGACAACUACCCUCGUUUAUGCCUCGCCUGGCCAAUAUACUCGGCCUAUGUGACGUGAUGCUUUUCGUUGCAUUUCUUUUUUUACCGAACAAGUUAUAAAGUAGCAAUAUACUUUGAAGCAUGAUA
Messenger RNA from Ostrinia nubilalis (European corn borer), 2150 nucleotides. RefSeq names its product probable maltase (gene CD98hc). Lineage: Eukaryota; Metazoa; Arthropoda; Insecta; Lepidoptera; Crambidae. Gene Ontology annotation, biological process: carbohydrate metabolic process; L-leucine import across plasma membrane; phenylalanine transport. Gene Ontology annotation, molecular function: aromatic amino acid transmembrane transporter activity; L-leucine transmembrane transporter activity; L-alanine transmembrane transporter activity. The record is from RefSeq and is a predicted model, not a curated record. The transcript is spliced from 12 exons. The coding region runs from base 175 to 2001 and encodes 608 amino acids. Gene Ontology annotation, cellular component: basolateral plasma membrane; apical plasma membrane.